Myripristis murdjan (pinecone soldierfish) is the source of this 3737-nucleotide messenger RNA. It is a transcript of the gene pcdh1a, whose product is annotated as protocadherin 1a. Gene Ontology annotation, molecular function: calcium ion binding. Gene Ontology annotation, biological process: homophilic cell-cell adhesion. The transcript has 4 exons. Lineage: Eukaryota; Metazoa; Chordata; Actinopteri; Holocentriformes; Holocentridae. The record is from RefSeq and is a predicted model, not a curated record. The coding region runs from base 10 to 3570 and encodes 1186 amino acids. Gene Ontology annotation, cellular component: plasma membrane.
GAUGACCUAAUGGAACUGAAACCGGGAGUACUCCUGUUGUGGGUCCUAGUGCUGGGCUGUGGCUUGACUGAAGGCAGUAUCCUGUACCGAGUUCAGGAGGAGCAGCCUCCCAACACCCUAAUAGGCAGCCUGGCAGCAGACCAGGGACUGCCAGACUCAGGUCAUCUCUACAAGCUGGAGGUGGGUGCCCCUUACCUUCGUGUUGAUGGAAAGACCGGAGACAUCUUCACCACAGAGAUCCCAAUUGACAGAGAGACCCUGAGGGACUGUCGGUCCCAGGCUAAGGGUAAGCCCUGCUACCUGGAAUUUGAAGUGUCAGUGACAGACUUGAUACAAAACCAGAGCCCACGACUCAUUGAAGGACGUAUUGAGGUACAGGACAUCAAUGACAACACACCCCAAUUUCCCUCUUCUGUGCUUACCAUCUCUGUCCCUGAGAACACACACAUGGGGGCACUAUUCUCCAUACCCCUAGCUACAGACAGGGAUUCGGACAGGAAUGGGGUGGCUGAUUAUGCCCUGACUGCAGGGCCAGAUGCAGCAACCCUUUUCGGCCUGCAGGUGGCUGAGGACAGGGGGGAGAAGCUCCCCCAGCUUAUCGUCUUGGGUAGCCUAGAUCGUGAGUUAAAGGAUUCCUAUGACCUAACCAUCAAGGCAGUGGAUGGAGGAAACCCACAGCGCUACAGCAGUGCUUUGCUGAGAGUGGUAGUCACCGAUGCCAAUGAUAACUCUCCCAAGUUUGAGAAGUCCACUUAUGAGGCGGAAGUGUCGGAGAAUAGUCCCGUGGGGCACUCUGUGUUGCAGGUAAGAGCAAAUGAUUCUGACAUGGGCCCUAAUGGAGAAAUUGAGUACACCCUUCACCAAGCAUUAGACCCAGUGCCAAAACUCCUGCGAAUUGACCGGUCUACUGGCAUUAUCUAUGUCAAAGGAUCACUGGAUAGAGAGGAAAUCAGCAGCUUGUCCUUCUAUGUGGUGGCAAGGGAUAAGGGACCACAGCCUAAAAGCUCUAAGACCUUUGUAACAAUUGAGGUGACUGACCAAAAUGAUAAUGCUCCCGCUGUGGAGAUCCGUGGGAUUGGUCUUGUAACUCACAGUGAAGGAGUGGCCAACAUUUCAGAGGACAUGCCUGUGGGAACAGCCGUAGCUUUGGUACAGGUGUCUGACAGGGAUGAGGGAGAGAAUGCUGUGGUCACUUGUGUGGUGGCGGGAGAUGUGCCCUUCCAGCUGCGCCCUGCUAGUGACUCAUCCAGCGACAAUAAGAGGAAGUAUUUUCUACAGACCACCACUCCUCUAGAUUAUGAAAGGGUGAAGGAAUACCGAGUAGAGAUUGUGGCUGUGGAUUCUGGCAACCCAGCACUCUCUAGUACAAACUCUUUGAAGGUGCAGGUGACCGAUGUGAAUGACAAUUCCCCAAUAUUCUCCCCAACCUUGUUUGAAGUAGAUUUUGCUGAAGAGAACCAACCAGGGGAAAGGGUUGUGGAUGUGACAGCCUCGGACGCUGACAGUGGCACUAAUGCAGAACUCAUCUACAGCAUUGUGGCAGAUUCAUCCAUCAAGGGCCUAUUUGAGAUUGAACCAAAUACAGGCGAAGUAAGAGCCCGAAGCCCACUGGAUCGAGAGCAUAAAGAGCGCCAUGAGUUCCAGGUCACUGCAGCAGAUAAAGGGUCACCCGUUCAUAAAGGAACAGCAACUGUUGUGAUAAAAGUUCUUGACCGCAACGAUAAUGACCCCAAGUUCAUGCUAAGCGGCUAUAGCUUCUCAGUCUUGGAGAACAUGCCUCCUCUCAGUCCUGUUGGCAUGGUGACAGUUUUAGAUGUGGACAAGGGUGAAAAUGCUCGUGUUCACCUCUCUGUUGAGCCUGAUGGAGGAAAGUUUGUGGUCCAAAAUGGAACAGGCACCAUUCUCUCCAGCAUAUCGUUUGACAGGGAGAAAGAGAGCAGCUACACUUUCCGUCUGAAGGCGGUAGAUGGAGGAGAGCCACCCAGGUCUUCAUAUGUAGGCGUCACUAUCAAUGUCCUGGAUGAAAAUGACAAUGACCCUGUGGUCACCAAACCUUCCAAUUCCUCCUUCAGGCGCUUGUCCCCUCUAGCUUCACCUGAUAGCCAUGUGGAAGUUGUGGAAGCUGAAGAUCUAGACAGUGGGCCUAAUGCAGAGCUGGUCUUCAGUAUUACUGGUGGAAACCCUUACCAGUUAUUUCGCAUCUCCCCCUCCAAUGGAGAGAUCACUCUCGCUAAGGAGAUGACCAGAAAACAUGGUGGCCUGCAUCGCUUGGUGGUGCGGGUGAGUGACAGGGGCAAGCCUGCACGUCAUGCCACUGCCCUGGUUCAUAUCUAUGUCAAUGAAACCAUUUCAAAUGUCAGCCUGGUCGAGGCCCUUGUUGGACACAGUCUCUACACACCGCUGGACAGAGAUAUUGCUGGUGACCCUGACAGUGGUCUUGCUGCUCAACGCAGUAACAUUUUAUAUGGCAGCCUUGCUGGAGUGGCAGGUGUUGUAAUGUUGAUCUUGGUGGUGGUAUUUAUUCGACAUCGCAUCCAGAGAGAGACCAAGAGUGGCUACCAGGCGGGCAAGAAGGAAUCAAAAGACCUGUAUGCCCCCAAACAGGCACCAAAGAAUGCUAAAGGCAAAAAAGGAAGGAAAGGAAAACCCCAAAAGUCAAAACCCCUCGGGGAGGAGGAAGAAGUCAGCCUUCAAAAGAGUCUCAAGUUCAACCUCGACGGUGUCAAUGAUAGCCCCAGGAUCCAUCUUCCCCUUACGUAUUCUCCUGGAAGCCCUGAUAUAGGAAGGCACUAUCGCUCCAACUCUCCUUUACCCUCCAUCCAGCUACAGGCCCAAUCCCCUUCAGCCUCUCAGAAGCAUCAGGCUGUCCAGGACCUCCCUGCCGCUAACACCUUUGUAGGAACGGGAGGAGAUGACAACUCUACUGGCUCAGACCAGUACUCAGAUUACAGCUACAAGACCAGCCAACCGAAGUGUAACAACAAACAGCAUCCCCACCGGCGAGUGACCUUCUCCACGACCAACCCGGUGCAGGACCUGCAGGAUGCCUCUCAGCACAGCUAUUAUGACAGUGGCUUGGAGGAAUCAGAGACACCCAGCAGUAAGUCAUCGUCUGGUCCUCGUAUCGGACCCCUGACCCUGCCUGAGGACCACUAUGAGAGAACCACUCCAGAUGGCAGCAUUGGAGAGACUGAGCACCCUGAAAACGAUAUCCGUUCCCUCCCUGAUGUGGCAAUGACCGGAAACUGCACACCAGAGUGCAGUGAAUUGGGCCACUCAGACGCCUGCUGGAUGCCUGGGCAUCCUUCCCCUGUACGCAAGACCAGGAACCCCCCCAAACUCUCUACCUUCGUGCCUUACCAGGAGAGAGGGAGCCUGGGACGUCUGGCAAACGGGAGCGCCAGGCUGGGUGGAGAGUCGCGCCUUCCACCCUCCCGCAGUGCCUAUUCCAGCAGUGGUCAUGACCCCAGUCAGGACUGCCCCCUAGAGGAGAUGCCCCUGAGUGUAGCCUCUGAGUUCCCACCCACCUCCCCGUCUGCCCACACUCCAAAAAGAGAAAUUUACCUGUGAGGAAUACGCUCAUCCGAUUGGUGCACAAACAGAGGGAAGACACACCCCACUUCACAAGGAGAAACAGGCUGUCCAUACAUAUAUUGAAGAAGCCAAUGCCCUUUUUGUAGUUAACGAUAGGCUGUGAUUCAUUUGAUCACUGGCAUGAACACUUGUUUUUCUUCAUU